GGGAAGCAGCCAUGGUCUGAGGCGGGUGCCUCACCUGUCAGGCGCGCGGGCUCCUGCGCUGGCCUCUCGCCCUCGCGUCCACGGAGCUCGCCGCUCGCCGGGCGGGGGUGGCGGCGGCCGGGCCACCAUGAUACAUUUCAUCUUGCUCUUCAGUCGCCAGGGGAAGUUACGGCUGCAGAAGUGGUACACCACCCUCCCUGACAAAGAGAGGAAAAAGGUCACCCGGGAAAUCGUUCAGAUCAUUCUCUCUCGUGGUCAGAGGACAAGCAGUUUUGUUGACUGGAAGGAGCUAAAACUUGUUUAUAAAAGGUAUGCUAGUUUAUAUUUUUGCUGUGCGGUAGAAAAUCAGGACAAUGAGCUCUUGACACUAGAGAUUGUGCAUCGUUAUGUGGAGUUACUGGACAAAUACUUUGGAAAUGUCUGUGAGCUGGAUAUUAUCUUUAAUUUUGAAAAGGCUUAUUUUAUCCUUGACGAGUUUAUAAUAGGUGGAGAAAUUCAGGAAACAUCCAAGAAAUCCGCUGUCAAAGCCAUUGAAGACUCUGAUAUGUUACAGGAGACAAUGGAAGAAUAUAUGAACAAGCCUACAUUUUAACUGUCUAUCUACUUAAAGACUGCCUGUUGUGAACCUGUAAUAAGCAAGGCCUUACAUCCAGUUCUUUGACAUAGCCUCCAGCACCAUGCCAAAAGUAACUUAAAGGGAUUGCUUGUUAACUAGCAAAAGUUAAAGUUGUUUAAUGUAAUAUAUUUAUAAUAAUUACGUGUCUGUAUUAUAUUGUAUAUGAAUACUUGUAGCUUUGGAUAUUAAAAUAACUGCUGUAUAAUGCAACAGACUGAAUAUUUAUUUGCAAUGAUUUUAACUCCAUAUGAUAGUUUUAAAUUCACUUCAGUAAAUUAGUUGCAAUAUAUUUUUGUUGGAUUUGAUCCUCUACUGGCAGGUUGAAAACUGUAUUGUAAUAAUCCAUGAUUAUGAAUGUAAAAUAUAUAUUGUAUAAAUACCUUUUCUAUGUUUCAUUUUUAAUUUUAUGAUAAUUCAAAAUUGCAUUAAUAUUUUGCAGUUCUUACACAAUACUAGAUGUUUUUAAUUUCAGUCCAGAUACAGUGUAUCUGAUUUUAAUAUCCUGAAUCCUUUUAUUUUUUCAGGAUUGGGUUUAUGGAAAAUAACCAAAGAUAGUAUAGAAUUUAGGGGUUUUAAUGCCUUAGAAGCUGCUAUCUAGGCUAAGGUUUUAGUUUUAUCCUUUGACAGAACAUGAGGGACAUUCAAUAAGGUUGUGUUUUCCCCAUGCUCUUUUUAUUUGUUAAGCUUUCAAGAGAUCUGGAGAUACAGAGUCUAUGACUUCCCUCAUUAUAAAAAUAGUAUAGUAAGGAUUAAUAGCAACAGCAGUAAUUAUUAUUGCUACUACUAUUUUAAAAAUCUCUCUGUUCCACUCACUCUUGGUUGUUUGACAGAUUUUAUUUCAAAUAUGUUAAUGUGUGUUGAAUAUAUUUGGAAACUUAAUGUUUAUCAAGCUUACUUAGAGCACUUGAUCUUGCUGCAGCCGACAUGAGAGAUGCCUUUCUUCUCUUCUCCUUCCCCAUCCCCAUAGAAAAUAUUUGCUGCUGCCCAUCAUUAUUGUGCAUGUGCCCAUUCAUGCCUCCUUCCAUAAGCAUUCUACAUAAUUUAAAGGUAGGCAGUGGGAUUCUACCAAUUUGGAGAAAAUAGCUCUUAAUACUCUGUCUUGGUGUCUUGCUCUUGCAUUUUCAGUGUUAGUUUUGAGGUCUGUCAUCUUUCAUUUGGAGGAGUUAGCAACCCUCUAGUGCUUUUCCUAAAAGAAGACUGUGCUUACUGUUAGAUUCUAUAGGAGACACUGUAUGGGAGACCUUUCAAGAACAUGAUGGGAAAAUGUCUUCUUUGGUUCAUUUCGGCAGACAUAUGUAGGGAAAAUUGGCAGGAGAAGAGCAGAGGAACAGAGGAGAAAUUGAUCAGUUCCUCAGUGUAAUCAUUAUUAAAAGUGGUUAGAUGGGCAUAUGAAGUAAUUUUUGCAUUUUUCAUAGCUACCAUGUCCUUGGGUUAAUCACAUGAUUACCAUUAUGGCAUCAAAUUGAAGUUUAAUUAUCAUUUUUGGUCCCCUUAUUUACAUUAAUUCUUCUGUUUUGUAGUUUUACUUUGGUUUUUAAUAUGGUGGAACUCUAUUUUUAAAAAUAAUUUUUUAAGAAUGGACUUUAUGUAAAUCUAACAGUUUUCCACCGUUUUUGGAUGAGGUAUUUAUUGAACCUCAUUCAAAUGUAUUACACAUAUUCUGGUUAAUUCUAUGUUAGACACUGUCUAGCUUUUCACAAGGAUGCUCAGAGUUCUUCGUGUCAAAUCACAUAUUAGAUAAUGAGCAUAUCUGAAUGGCACACUGGGUGAAUUUGAGGAAUUUUUGGGUGUCUUAUGUGGGCCUUGAAAAUAAUCAUUGUUUUCUUUAUAUUUUAUAAUCAUAAUAAAAGUACCAAGUGAUGGGAAAGAUAAUAAAUACUGAAUUUGUAUAAAACUUCCAAAUAAAAUAUUUUUAAAUUUUUUAAUGAA
Molecule: messenger RNA, 2545 nt
Organism: Choloepus didactylus (southern two-toed sloth)
Lineage: Eukaryota; Metazoa; Chordata; Mammalia; Pilosa; Megalonychidae
Gene: AP1S3
Product: adaptor related protein complex 1 subunit sigma 3
Exons: 5
Coding region: 128-592 (154 amino acids)
Biological process (GO): intracellular protein transport; vesicle-mediated transport
Cellular component (GO): AP-1 adaptor complex; intracellular membrane-bounded organelle; membrane coat
Molecular function (GO): clathrin-cargo adaptor activity
Source: RefSeq, a predicted model, not a curated record